ACCUUCACGCUGACUGUUAAUUCUUCUCUUUUAGCUCAGGGUCAUGGUGCCAAAGGGGACAACAUCUACGAAUUCCAGAUUGAGUUCCUAGAGCCAGUUGAGCCUAACCUUGUAUGCAGAGUGACUCAAAGGCAGCUGAACAUCACCGUGCAGAAAAAAGAGAGUAACUGGUGGGAGAGGCUCACCAAGCAAGAGAAGCGCCCGCUCUACGACCGCUGGCUGGACGAGUCGGAUGCUGAGAUGGAGCUGAGGGAGAAGGAAGAAGAAAAGAUUAACAAAAUGAAAAUAGAAUCCAGAGUCCCAAAAGACCCUUUCAGGCACCUGAAGAAGGGAUACUUAGUCAUGUAUAAUCUUGUACAAUUUUUGGGAUUCUCUUGGAUUUUUGUGAACAUGACAGUACGACUCUUCAUCUUAGGAAAAGAUUCCUUCUAUGAUACAUUUCACACUAUUGCUGACAUGAUGUAUUUCUGUCAGACCCUGGCAGUAAUGGAGAUCAUGAAUUCACUAAUAGGACUUGUCAGAUCACCGCUGUUACCUGCUGUAAUGCAGAUAUUUGGAAGAAACUUUGUCUUGUUUGUUAUCCUUGGAAGCUUAGAGGAAAUGCAGAGCAAACCAGUAGUGUUCUUCAUAUUUUAUUUCUGGAGUAUCAUUGAGCUGUUCAGGUAUCCGUAUUACAUGCUGUCGUGCAUCGGGAUUGAGUGGAAACCACUAACCUGGCUCCGUUACACUGCCUGGAUCCCUCUCUACCCCUUAGGAGGCUUGUCAGAAGCCGUCGCUGUCGUUCAGUCCAUUCCAAUCUUCAGUGAAACAGGGAAAUUUAGUCUGGGAUUGCCAAAUCCACUGAACGUCACAAUCCAGUUUUCAUUUUUGCUUCAACUAUACCUUAUAGCCUUGUUUUUAGGGGUAUUUCUAAACUUCCGCCAUCUCUACAAGCAAAGGAAACAGCACCUUGGACCAAAGAAGAGAAAGAUGAAGUAGAGGAGGACUGCAAUGCUUUCUUAUCUAACUUAUCUCAACAAGAUAAGCCUCUAAUUCUUAUGGUUUUACCCACUGUAAUGUAAAGAAUUUUGUAAAAUUCAAUGAUCACGCUUGAUUUCAUGAUUCCAUAGCGAGUUCAGGUCACAUUCCCAUAGGCUAUUCUGUUCCCUUUCAAUCAUGUAUGCAUGGCAUCUACCACUCAGCAGCAACAUUUACACUUGUAUCUUGUCAGCUACCAUAUUAGAAAGAAAUCCUAUUAUCUGCAUAUAAUAUGCUUAUGAACAAUGGAGCAGCACUAAAUAGAAAUAGCUUUUAUCUUUUCAUGGGAUAUUUGCUCUUUCAAUAUUGCAUGCAGAUAGGGCUUCUGAUGUCAGGAUAUACUGUUAGCUGCCCCAUGCUGCUCCUGUGGUGCACCUUGGUGGCAGGAGCAGAAUCUGAGACCACUGAACAGCGUUUGGAUGUUCACAACAGCUGGGG
This is a messenger RNA of Merops nubicus (carmine bee-eater), 1455 nucleotides long. It is a transcript of the gene HACD3, whose product is annotated as protein tyrosine phosphatase-like A domain containing 1. Lineage: Eukaryota; Metazoa; Chordata; Aves; Coraciiformes; Meropidae. Gene Ontology annotation, molecular function: 3-hydroxyacyl-CoA dehydratase activity. Gene Ontology annotation, biological process: very long-chain fatty acid biosynthetic process; fatty acid elongation; sphingolipid biosynthetic process. The record is from RefSeq and is a predicted model, not a curated record. Gene Ontology annotation, cellular component: endoplasmic reticulum membrane.